Molecule: messenger RNA, 1464 nt
Organism: Xylaria bambusicola
Lineage: Eukaryota; Fungi; Ascomycota; Sordariomycetes; Xylariales; Xylariaceae
Product: short-chain dehydrogenase
Exons: 2
Coding region: 511-1326 (271 amino acids)
Molecular function (GO): oxidoreductase activity
Source: RefSeq, a predicted model, not a curated record
GUCAUGUUCAGAUGCAUUGGAGGGAAGACAUUACUUGACUCGGAAGCAUCAGAUCAGCUCCAGGUUAUUUCCAGUCAAGCUGGAUGUGUUAGCACGAAUAUAUUCACGGCAUAUUACGUGACGCCGGCUAGUCCGGCACCGAUUCUUUCCCUUAUCUCCUGCCAUGAAAUACCGAAUGGCGACGAUGGCCGAAGGAUGAUGAUGAUAUUGAUGAUGAGGAAAGAGAGUAGAGAGAAGAGGGUAGAGCGAGUGGGUAUGAUGGCGAUGGCGAUGGUGAUUGUGGAGUAUAAAUAUGGGAUGUUCGCCCUCGAUGAUGAGAUGGAAGAGUUCAUCAGUAUCACGGCAUACACUCAUAUACUCGAAGACUACGCAUUCCAGAGAUUUCAGUGAUUAAAUCAUACCUGGAUAUAAUUCUUUGCACAUAUAUACAUCAGACAGGUUCAUUCUACGAAAUAACUACGAAUCUGAAAAAAAAAAAUAAAAAAAACAAAAAAAAAAAAACUAGCAGCCAUGGCCAAAUACAACAAGCUCGCAGGGAAACACAUCGUCGUGAUCGGCGGAACGCGCGGAAUAGGCCGCGGCAUCGUCGAGGCCUCGCUCGAAUCGGGCGCGCGGGUGACGCUCGCCGGCUCAUCGCAGACAAGCGCAGACACAGCGGUGAAAUCCAUCAAAGCGGAGUACCACAACACCAACAACACGACGGGACAGCAUCUCCUCGGUCUAAGCUGCGAUCUCUCCGCCCAGGAUUCCACGGAAUCAGCCCUCGAGACCCUCCUCGCAACCGCAGCGGCUCGAAACGGAGAAGUCGACCACGUGGUCUACACGGCGGCAGACAGCCUCUCGCUGGGCGAUCUGCAGGCCGUCACGCCCGCGACCGCGCUGAAGGCGGCGCACAUGCGGUUCCUUGUCCCUGUGCUCGUGGGGAAGGUCGUAGAGCGCUAUUUCUCACGCGCGGAGAUGAAGGGACGUGGUGAUAAGAGCCUUGUCCUUACGACGGGGGCGAUUGCUUCGAAGCCUGCGCCUGGAUGGAGCGUGAUUGCGUAUUUCGCGGGGGGGAUUAAUGCUUUGACGCGCAAUCUCGCCCUCGACCUCGCCCCCGUGCGCGUCAACGCCGUCGAGCCAGGCAUCGUCAACACGGGGUUGUGGGACCCAGGGUACGCGAGCCUCGAGGAGCGCGAAGCCGGCCUCAUGAAGAUGACGGCGGGCCAGCCUGUCGGUAGGCCGGGGGCCGUCGAGGAGGUCGUCGAGGCGUAUAUGUAUCUCUUGCGCGACGCCAAUGCGACUGGCGAGACGGUGCGGACGAGGGGUGGCCAGCAUCUGGUUUAGCUUGGUUAGUUUCUAAUCGAUCUGCGAAAUAUAUUGAAUGGAGCGGAUUGAGGAGGAAUUGAUUGACUAUAGAUUAGAUUGGUUUAGCUACGUGAAGGAAUUCAUGGUUAUCUAGAGUGAAUAUAAAUGUUCAGCUUA